Suncus etruscus (white-toothed pygmy shrew) is the source of this 1930-nucleotide messenger RNA. RefSeq names its product EH domain containing 1 (gene EHD1). Gene Ontology annotation, cellular component: plasma membrane; cytoplasm. Gene Ontology annotation, molecular function: GTP binding; protein binding; calcium ion binding. Gene Ontology annotation, biological process: endosomal transport; endocytosis. The record is from RefSeq and is a predicted model, not a curated record. Bases 99 to 1703 code for a protein of 534 amino acids. Lineage: Eukaryota; Metazoa; Chordata; Mammalia; Eulipotyphla; Soricidae. The transcript has 5 exons.
CGUCCAUCCGUCCGCCCGUCCGCCCGCUCAGCGCCGCUCGCUCCGUCUUCUUCCCACCCUCGGCAGCCGCCCAGCCGCCGGGCCGCGCGGUCAGCAGCAUGUUCAGCUGGGUGAGCAAGGACGCGCGGCGCAAGAAGGAGCCCGAGCUCUUCCAGACGGUGGCCGAGGGCCUGCGGCAGCUGUACGCGCAGAAGCUGCUGCCGCUCGAGGAGCACUACCGCUUCCACGAGUUCCACUCGCCGGCGCUGGAGGACGCCGACUUCGACAACAAGCCCAUGGUGCUGCUGGUGGGCCAGUACAGCACGGGCAAGACCACCUUCAUCCGCCACCUCAUCGAGCAGGACUUCCCCGGCAUGCGCAUCGGGCCCGAGCCCACCACCGACUCCUUCAUCGCCGUCAUGCACGGCCCCACCGAGGGCGUGGUGCCGGGCAACGCGCUGGUCGUCGACCCCCGGCGCCCCUUCCGCAAGCUCAACGCUUUCGGCAACGCCUUCCUCAAUAGGUUUAUGUGCGCUCAGCUGCCCAACCCUGUCCUGGACAGUAUUAGCAUCAUCGACACCCCAGGGAUCCUGUCAGGAGAGAAGCAGCGCAUUAGCCGAGGCUACGACUUCGCAGCCGUGCUAGAGUGGUUCGCGGAGCGCGUGGACCGCAUCAUCCUGCUCUUCGACGCCCACAAGCUGGACAUCUCGGACGAGUUCUCGGAGGUCAUCAAGGCGCUCAAGAACCACGAGGACAAGAUCCGGGUGGUGCUCAACAAGGCCGACCAGAUCGAGACGCAGCAGCUGAUGCGCGUCUACGGCGCGCUCAUGUGGUCGCUGGGCAAGAUCAUCAACACACCCGAGGUGGUCCGCGUCUACAUCGGCUCCUUCUGGUCCCACCCGCUGCUCAUCCCCGACAACCGCAAACUCUUCGAGGCUGAGGAGCAGGACCUGUUCAAGGACAUCCAGUCCCUGCCGCGCAACGCUGCGCUCCGCAAGCUCAAUGACCUCAUCAAGAGGGCGAGGCUGGCCAAGGUACACGCCUACAUCAUCAGUGCCCUCAAGAAGGAGAUGCCCAACAUGUUCGGGAAGGAGAGCAAGAAGAAGGAGCUGGUCAACAACCUGGGCGACAUCUACCAGAAGAUCGAACGCGAGCACCAGAUCUCGCCCGGAGACUUCCCCAGCCUCCGCAAAAUGCAGGAGCUACUGCAGACCCAGGAUUUCAGCAAGUUCCAGGCGCUGAAACCGAAGCUGCUGGACACGGUGGACGACAUGCUGGCCAACGACAUCGCGCGCCUCAUGGUCAUGGUGCGCCAGGAGGAGUCGCAGAUGCCCUCGCAGGCCGUCAAGGGCGGCGCCUUCGAGGGCACCAUGAACGGGCCCUUUGGGCACGGCUACGGGGAGGGCGCGGGUGAGGGCAUCGACGACGUCGAGUGGGUGGUGGGCAAGGACAAGCCCACGUACGACGAGAUCUUCUACACGCUGUCGCCCGUCAACGGCAAGAUCACGGGCGCCAGUGCCAAGAAGGAGAUGGUCAAGUCCAAGCUGCCCAACACGGUGCUGGGCAAGAUCUGGAAGCUGGCGGAUGUGGACAAGGACGGGCUGCUGGACGACGAGGAGUUCGCGCUGGCCAACCACCUCAUCAAGGUCAAGCUCGAGGGCCACGAGCUGCCCUCCGAGCUGCCGCCACACCUCAUCCCGCCCUCCAAGCGGCGGCACGAGUGAGCCGGGCCGGCGGGGCGGGGGGGGGAGGCGCCCCACUUCUCCAGGUCCAUAAAGGCCGAGCGGCCCUGGCCUCGGCGCGAGCAGCGGACAGGCGCCCUCUUUUCUUUGACGGGCUGUGCCAGGCCCGGCAAGGGUGGCUGGUCGGGCGGGGCGGCGCUUGGGGUGGAGGCGGAAAUUUUCACGCAUCAGAACUGUGGAUAUUUUUAAUAUAUACCGUUCGAGGCAGU